Molecule: messenger RNA, 1189 nt
Organism: Triticum aestivum (bread wheat)
Lineage: Eukaryota; Viridiplantae; Streptophyta; Magnoliopsida; Poales; Poaceae
Exons: 3
Coding region: 111-857 (248 amino acids)
Biological process (GO): protein histidyl modification to diphthamide
Cellular component (GO): cytosol
Molecular function (GO): metal ion binding
Source: RefSeq, a predicted model, not a curated record
GUUUGGUUCCGUUUGCUUGGCGUGAACCGUAGCGGAACCGUCAUCCAUCGACGACUUCCGUCGCGCCCGAGGCACCCACAGCGAGGCGCCCGAAACAAUUGUCUGUCUCCAUGGCGGCAACGACGACGGCGACGUCGAGGCGGGCGCCGGCCGUCCUCCUCCUCCUCCUCCUCGCGGCGGCGUCCGCGGCUUCGGCCAGGGGCGACGGCAACGGCGUGUACGAGCCGUGCGCGGACGCGACGGUGAGCCGCGGCGACGGGUUCACCUUCGGGGUGGCCUUCGCGGGCCGCGACGCCUUCUUCUCCGGCGGCGUGCAGCUCUCGCCCUGCGACAGCCGCCUCAACCUUGCCGGCGCCGGCCCGCAGCUCGCGCUCUUCCGCCCCACCGUCGACGAGAUUUCGCUCCUCACCGUCAACGCUUCCGACCCCAAAGCCCUGACAUCUGCUGGUGGGUACAUGGUGGCCUUUGCCGGGAGGAAAUUCGCGGCAAGGUCGCCGCCCGUGUUCGUCGGCAACAGCUCGUACACAGUCACCGGCUUCACCCUGGUGUUCGAGUUCCACAAGGGCACGCUCCAGAACCUCUUCUGGAAGGCGGACGGCUGCUCGUCGUGCUCCGGGCAAGCCAACUUUGGGUGCGUCGAAAACAGCUGCGCGAUCAAGACGUCGAGCUGCAAGGGCAGCGGCGGCGGGCAGGUGGACUGCAGCCCCGGGAUCCAGCUCGCCUUCUCCGGCACCGACAAGCACGAGGCAGUGCUCAACUCGUGGUACGAGGUGUCCAAGCUGAAGCAGUACUCCCUCUUCGGGCUCUUCUCCAACCUCAAGGACUCACUUGCGGGGCAGUUCAGCAACUUCUUCUAGCAUGUCGUGCGUGCUCGGUCACGGUCAGUCCCCCCGGCCGUCUUCCUCCUCCUCGUGCAGCUUCAUAUUGCGUCGUCGCCCGUGUACUGUUUGUUGUCCCGUGCCGUGUAACGUUUGUGACCAACUGCUUUGUGUAUCGAUUAUCAGCUGCUACGUACACUCGUUAACUGUUAGGUAUAGAGACAAUGUAAGUUACGUACGAAACUAGUGUAUUUUUGUAAUGUAUAAUGGAAUUUGUGUAGUUUUGUGGUGGUAUGGACGAGAAAGUAGUUUGAAACUAGCGCAUUGUUUGACUGUUUAUGCAACUAUUGGUGAAAUGUUUUCAUGUCGGA